Drosophila hydei is the source of this 822-nucleotide messenger RNA. RefSeq names its product pneumococcal serine-rich repeat protein-like. The transcript has a single exon. The record is from RefSeq and is a predicted model, not a curated record. The coding region runs from base 12 to 557 and encodes 181 amino acids. NCBI's taxonomy places the organism in Eukaryota, Metazoa, Arthropoda, Insecta, Diptera, Drosophilidae.
GAUAAGAUACGAUGCAGCCUGGUUGUUGGCUGCAAGCCAGCCAGCCAGCAGGAGCAGCAGUAGCAGUAGCAAUAGAAGCAACAGCAAAAGCAGCAGCAGCAGCAGGAGCAGUAGAAGCAGCAGCAGCAGCAGACGACGACGUUGCUUUGUCCGAUUAUGUGCAGUCAACAGCAUCUGUGGCCACAUUGGCCUCCAUCUCAUCCAUUGCUUCCACCUCGGCAUCGGCAAUGGCAGCGCUUGCACAUGCACGCCUCUAUUCGGCCACCACCUCUGCACCACCCACACCACAGUCACAUGCGAGCCACCAUGCCAUGGCCACUGUGCGUACGGCGCCCGCAACGCCAACGCGUCAACGUUUUGGAUUUGGUGAGCUUUCGUUGAAGCACAUCGAUGUGGAUGGUGUGCAGGAUGUUGGAUUAACCGUUGCCAUGGGUGAGCAGUUGCCACCGGUGCCGCCGCCGCCGCCACCGCCGAUGUCAGCGCAAUACAGCAAACCCAAAUCUCAGCGCUUAUUUUGGCGCAAGGCGUUGCGCCGCGUCUUCCAGCGUCGCAAGUGACGUCAAUUGCGGCGUCGACGUCAAGAUAUGCCCCGUUGGCGUCCACGUCGCUGUCGGCGACAUCGUACGCUGGCCGAGCGUGUGCGUCGCAUAUGCGCUUGCUGUGCCUACGGCCAGGUGUUCAUUCGCAAUGCACGGCUAGCGCUGCUCAGUUGCAUUCGUUGGCGCACACGUGGCAACAUACGCAACAACAAAUUUUACUUUACCAAUCAUUAAGCAACAUUAAGAAGACGGAGACGAAGACGAAAAGAAAGAUGAAGAAGAA